Molecule: messenger RNA, 6207 nt
Organism: Anopheles cruzii
Lineage: Eukaryota; Metazoa; Arthropoda; Insecta; Diptera; Culicidae
Gene: norpA
Product: 1-phosphatidylinositol 4,5-bisphosphate phosphodiesterase
Exons: 11
Coding region: 225-3500 (1091 amino acids)
Biological process (GO): phosphatidylinositol-mediated signaling; lipid metabolic process
Molecular function (GO): phosphatidylinositol-4,5-bisphosphate phospholipase C activity; calcium ion binding
Source: RefSeq, a predicted model, not a curated record
AGUGUGCCGCGGGCGCGCGUGUGUGUGUGUUUGCUUUGGGUGAAAGUGGCAAGGAGCUACACCGAAGGAAAAGGAGCAUCAACCGCAGGCUACGUCGGGAGCUACAUCGCGGUGGUUCGAAGAACCGCGAAAGGAAGCGAUCUUGAGUGCGGCGAACGUUCGCGCAAUAAACCUGGGCCAGGGCAGAACCAAGGUCGGCAAAGGCAACACGCUCCUCGCGCACGAUGACGAAGAAGUUCGAGUUCAACUGGCAGAUUCCGGUCCCGGAGCCGCUGCUGACGGGCUGCGUGUUCGACCGGUGGACGGAGGAGAAGGACAACAAUGAGCUGGAACCCAACUGCACGUUCAAGGUGGACGAGUAUGGGUUUUUCAUCUACUGGAAAAGCGAAGGACGGGAAGGUGACGUUAUUGAAUUAUGUCAAGUCAGCGAUAUCAGAGCGGGCGGAAUGCCGAAGGACAUGAAGCUGUACAAUCAGCUGUGCAACAAGCACGGCGAGAACGUGGAAGAGAAAUCGCUGACCAUCUGCUCGGGCACGGAUUACAUCAACAUCAACUACCAGCAUGUCGUCUGCCCGGAUGCGGCGACAGCGAAGCUGUGGCAGCAAGGACUUCGCGAUAUUACCCACAACAGCAAGAUAAACAACGUGUGUGUCCGCACGAAUCUGAUGAAGCAUUGGAUGCGGCUCGGCUUUCUCGUUGAUCCUCGAGGAAAGGUCCCGGUAAAGGUGGUCGCCCGAACAUUCGCGUCUGGUAAAACGGAAAAAUUAGUCUAUCAAAUCCUGUCCGACUUGGGGUUGCCCAGUGGCAAGAACGAUGCGAUCGAAAAGGCUGACUUUACGUUCGAGAAGUUCUACGAGCUGUACCACAAGAUCUGUCCCCGUAACGACAUCGAGGAGCUUUUCCGCUCGAUAACGCAGGGAAAGGCGAACUCCAUCAACUUGGACCAGUUUAUCACCUUCCUGAACGAAAAGCAGCGCGAUCCGCGGCUGAACGAGAUCCUGUACCCGCUGUACGACGAGAAGCGUGCCCUGGAAAUCAUCACCAUGUACGAGCAGAACGAUGAGGCCCGGGAAGCGAAAACCCUCACCAAAGAUGGACUGAUCCGGUAUCUCAUGUCGGACGAGAAUGCGCCCGUCUUUCUCGAUCGGCUCGACAUCUACAUGGACAUGGAUCAGCCCCUGUCGCACUACUACAUCAACUCGUCCCACAACACGUACCUGUCCGGGCGGCAGUUCGGUGGCAAGAGCUCGGUCGAGAUGUACCGCCAGACGUUGCUGGCCGGCUGCCGGUGCGUGGAGCUCGACUGCUGGGACGGCAAGGGCGAGGACGAGGAACCGAUCAUCACGCACGGGAUGGCCAUGUGCACGGACAUCCUGUUCAAGGACGUAAUCUACGCACUGCGCGAUACGGCGUUCGUUACGUCCGACUACCCGGUGAUCCUGUCGUUCGAAAACCACUGCUGCAAGUCGCAGCAGUACAAGCUGGCCAAGUACUGCGACGAAAUAUUGGGCGAUCUGCUGCUGAAGGAACCGAUCCCGGACUACCCGCUCGAUCCAGGAGCAGCGUUGCCGCCGCCGUCCUUCCUGAAGCGCAAGAUUUUGAUCAAGAACAAGCGACUCAAGACGGAGGUGGAGAAGAAGGAGCUGGAACUGUUUCUGCAGGGCGAGUUCGUGAUCGAGGACGAGGACAAGGAGGACGCCAGUGCCGUGGUCGAUGUGAAGAAGAUCGAAGAGCUUGCGGUAGGUGGUGGGGCGGGUGCGGCCGCCGUUGCACCGGUAGCGGCCGCGGCCGCUUCGCAGGAUGGUGGCGAAGAAGCGCCCCCCAUCCAGUACACCGGUUCCACCACCAACGUGCACCCGUGGCUCUCGUCAAUGGUAAACUAUGCACAGCCAGUCAAGUUCCAGUCGUUCGACUACGCGGACAAGAAGAACGUGCACCACAACAUGUCGUCGUUCGCCGAGACGACGGGCAUGAAUCUGCUAAAGUCGCAGGCCAUCGAGUUUGUCAACUACAACAAGCGCCAGAUGUCGCGCAUCUACCCGAAGGGCACGCGGGCCGACUCGUCCAACUACAUGCCGCAGGUGUUCUGGAACGCCGGCUGCCAGAUGGUGUCGCUCAACUUCCAGACGUCCGACCUGCCGAUGCAGCUGAACCAGGGCAAGUUCGAGUACAACGGCAACUGUGGCUACCUGCUGAAGCCGGACUUUAUGCGGCGUUCCGAUCGUAGCUUCGACCCGUUCGCGGACGCGCCAGUCGACGGGGUGAUUGCCGCAUCGUGCGCCGUACAGGUGAUCGCCGGCCAGUUUCUGUCGGAUAAGAAGGUCGGCACGUACGUCGAGGUGGACAUGUACGGCCUGCCAUCGGACACGGUGCGCAAAGAGUUCCGGACGCGCAUGGUCCCGGCGAACGGACUGAACCCGGUGUACAACGAGGAACCGUUCCUGUUCCGCAAGGUGGUGCUGCCCGAUCUGGCCGUGCUGCGGUUCGGGGUGUACGACGAAAACGGCAAAUUGCUCGGGCAGCGCAUUCUGCCGCUCGAUGGUCUGCAGGGUGGCUACCGGCACAUCUCGCUGCGCACGGAGGCCAACUUUCCGAUGUCACUGCCCAUGCUGUUCUGUAACAUCGAGCUGAAAAUCUACGUCCCGGACGGGUUCGAAGACUUUAUGGAUGCACUGUCCGAUCCGCGGGCGUUCAUGGGCGCGGCGAAGGAACGGUCGGACAACAUGCAGAAGCUGGGCAUCGAGGAGACGGGCGGCGGCGGUGGCGGGGCAACCGAGGCGAAGAAAGUGGAAGUUACGGAACCACCGCUCGUGUUUGACCCGAUCACGGUCGAUUCGCUGCGCCAGGAGAAGGGCUUCCAGAAGACGGCCAAGAAGCAGCAGAAGGAACUGGACGCGGUCAAGAAGAAGCACGCCAAGGAGCGGACCGGCGUUCAGAAGCAGCAGAAUGGGGCCAUCGAGCGGCUGAUCAAAGGCAAGAGCAAGGACGAGAUCAAAGCCGACCCGGCGGUGCGCAAGCUGAUCCAGGAACAGAACGCCCAGUGGACGGAGAUGGCCGAGCGGCACAAGAAGGAGGAGUGGGACCUCCUGAAGCAGCAGCUCGCCGACCAGCAGGACAUUCUGCGCAAGCUGAUGGAAACGACGCAGGCGGGCCAGAUGAAGCAGCUGGAGGCGAAGCACGAGCGCGAGAUCAAGGAGCUAAACAGCCGCCAGGCCAAGAUUUCGGUCGAAACGUCCAAGGAGGUGAACAACGACAAGACGCUCAAGACGAAGGGCGAAAAGGAUCGGCGAUUGCGCGAGAAGAAGCAAAACAACAUCAAGCGAUUCAUGGACGAGAAAAAGACUGCCACCAUCAAGCAGAACCGAGAAAAGGAGAAGCUAAAGGUUACCCACGACAAGCAGCUAGAGGAGCUGGCCAACGACGUGCAAAAGCUCAUCGAAAUGUACAAAGUGGACGAGGAGGAAUACAAGCUGGCCUCAAAGUAUGAGUUUUUCGCCUAAGCACCGUUUGGUGAACCCAUCUCAUCGAAAGAACGGGACUCACGCGCCUCGGCAUAAAACCAGGGGCACCUAUCGAAGCUGGUUGGGAACAACGGCAUCUCGGAAAAUAAAUAAACCUAAGUUUCUUUUAUUGUCAUUGAAUCACCUUCAUGUACCGCGCAUCGUCCGAAGGGCAUAGCUUUUGGGCAGACGAAGUGUUCGGCUCAUGGUUGGCGGAUUGUGGCGGAUUCAAAAACAACCUGCAUUAAGCUGUUCAAACCACAGACAAAUCAUUCAGGAAGUCGCGAAGGCGGGGCGCCCGGAAUUUGGCUGGAUCUCAGGCACGGCGCCAAAGUACCCCAACGUUCUAAGUCGGAGCCUUAGUUGGAACAUCCGGUUUUUGUUUCAAUGCAGUCGGGAGACCAAAUGAGCACGGUAAUUUCAAAAAGGGUGAAGACAAACGCAAUACGCAAAUAAUCACACACAUCAAGGAGGCAGAGAAUUAUCAAAGUAAGGUAGGCGACCAAAUAGGAGAAUAGGAGCAUUGGACCGGGGUUGCCGAGCGGUCGUCAGAACUAGGGACGAGAUGAAGGAAGACACUGUCCAGAGAAUGUGUGGGAACAAUGUAAAACCGCUUGCGACCAAUCUCGUGGUAAGAUAGUAAUUAGCAGAAUAGGUAAUGCACAUUCAGGUUCUUCGGCAUCAUUUCGUAAGAUUAUAUGUUGUUGCGAUCUUUGAAGAUUUUGGUUGGCGCUAUUUAUUGGUCUAUUGAAUAGUUUAUUAAGGUUUGUUUGAACUUUGCCUUUCUUUCUCGACAUUGUGUUACGGUUAGCUAAUCCUGUCAAUUGAAACCGAGCAUUGGUGGCACUUUUGUUGGUCGACGCAAACGAAAGAUCGCGAAUUAGUAAAGUUGUAAAGGUUUAAGGAUCAUAAUUUCGAUUCUUCCGAUUUAUUUCCGAAACGGGACAGACGCUUCUUUCACGUUUGUACCAUAUAUGGGGUAGCUCUCUCGCUAGCAGCCCGCUGAAGCAUCAACUUCAACACAUCGUGAGCAUCGUGGGACACGUAUGAAAGUCCAAAACAGCGAAUAGGAAACCGCACUAGUAUUAAGCAACAACAGUCGGGAAAGAUUAUGCAGCAAAACUCACGCUAAAUGCGCACUGCAUUCUGCACACAUCACACAUCUUCAAUGUUACUGUAUCGCAUCGAACCAAAUCAAAAAAACGUAUUCACCACUUGCCGUGAUAGGCAUAGUUUAUUGAAACACUGUGCCCGAGGACUUUAGUUUCCGAACGUGAUUCCUUAACUCGUCGAACACACCGGAACCUAUUGACUUUGUUUCCCUUUUUAGAUGAUCUUCUCUGUGGGCGUCGUUGUGGCCAGUCAGUACCGCGUUAAGGUAAAGAAGUGUUAGAGUUUAGAGAAAUAAUCUCCAAAACCCGUAGUUCAACUGUCUGUCCGCCCUUGCACGUGGCAUGCGCAGGCAAAUAAUCGUACAACGCAGACGUACGCUGGGUCCUAAUCGAAAAAGCCACUACUCAAGAACACAAUCAAACGCAAAAGGUAGCAAAAACACUAAGAACACUGUCAAACCACGCCACUUCCGCUACUGUAAGUGUAGAGCCUAUUUUAUCGAAAGGAGAAGUUCGGUCCAGUGAAAAGCAGCGCUCGCGCUUUUUGAUGUUCACAAUAUUUCGAAUUGAUUGCGAUACAGUGUCCACGCGCCAGGCGUAAAAACUAUAACGAGGAUCACAUUUUCGUUAAAAAGUUUAGGGUAAAUUGUAACAACAGUAGCCCCAGCUGACCUACGUAAACCUUUUACUAUUUAUUAGUGUUCCUCUUAACACUCAAGCCACGGUGUGUAUGUUAUUUUUAAAAUCAAACAUGAAACAGCAGUUCGUCGAACGCUCAGCGCCCGAAACGGACGCGGUGAGCUAAUGAGAGUCAUAUUAGUGCCUAUUUCGAGUCAAUCACGUUCCACCCUUCCACCGCGAGGAUGGUUCGAUUGACUCGUUUCCGUGUCCUGCAACCUACACGCCGCAAACCGUAAAAAAAUCCCUGAACCAGGGUGCUUCGGAUUCGGCCGAUAGAUUGCAGGAUCACGCCCCUUGUUCAUUCACAACACACUCUCCUACAAUUGCACUCUGCUGUUUGUUCCGACUAUCGUUUAGAGGAAGACAAUUAAACGAAACCAAGGAUCGCGUAACAAGGAUCAUAAUCGAUAUAAAUCUUAGAGCGAAGAGAAGUGGCCCGUGUGUCUGUCUUUGCGUUUGCGCCUUCGUUUCAUCUGUCCAUCUCAACGCAAGCAACGUCAACAAUAACACACUCUAGUCGUUACGUUUAAGCCAUGUUAUUAUGUAUCGUAAGAAGUGGGUAGUGAAGCAAAUAGGCAAAUAUUAUCAACCAUAGAAAGGAACAACAAACCCCUACUGACGGUACGGGCCGAAAAUGAAACAACCAUAAAUAAUGCAAUAUAAUAUCAUUCCGAACUGAAACUAAAACAAACGAACAAACAAACAAACAAAACAAAACUACAAAGCAAACCCGACCGAAAUCGUACGCCCGUGAAAAGUGACAAAAGCAGCGUAGCAAAGAAAGGCCAUAUAGGUGUACAGGAGCAGUAUCUGCAGGAAACUCCAAAGUUAUGCAUUAUGACAUGAAGUAUUUUAUUCUUUAGUCAAGCAAACAAACAAAAAAUGAUCAAUAAAAACCCCAACGGAAAACAAAU